This is a messenger RNA of Trifolium pratense (red clover), 1662 nucleotides long. RefSeq names its product aspartic proteinase Asp1. Gene Ontology annotation, molecular function: aspartic-type endopeptidase activity. The transcript has 9 exons. The record is from RefSeq and is a predicted model, not a curated record. The coding region runs from base 91 to 1431 and encodes 446 amino acids. Gene Ontology annotation, biological process: proteolysis. NCBI's taxonomy places the organism in Eukaryota, Viridiplantae, Streptophyta, Magnoliopsida, Fabales, Fabaceae.
CUUCUUCACUUUUUCUUUUCUCAUUUUCAUUUUCAUCGCUUUCUACUUUUCUUUCUUAAAAUCAUUACAAUCUUUUUCUCAAGAAAAAAAAUGGAUUGUAAAAUCAAAAUACCAUUUCUCACGCUUUUUCUUUUUCUGCUAUUUUCUUCCAUUUUCCCACUCACUUUCUCAGCUGCCAAUAAACCCCUUAACACCGAUAAGCUCCACCGACGUGGUUCCUCUACCGUUUUCCGUGUUCAAGGGAAUGUUUACCCUCUAGGGUAUUAUACAGUGUCUCUCAAGAUUGGCAAUCCUCCAAAACCUUAUGACCUUGAUAUUGACUCAGGUAGUGACCUCACUUGGGUUCAGUGUGAUGCACCAUGUAAAGGUUGCACUAAGCCUAAUCAUCAGCUUUAUAAACCCAGCAACAACCUUGUGCAAUGUGUGGACCAGUUAUGCGCUGGAGUGCAUUUGACAUCAGACCAUCACUGUGAUACCCCAGAUGAUCAGUGUGAUUAUGAGGUUGAAUAUGCAGAUCAUGGAUCGUCUCUAGGGGUCCUCGUCCGAGACUACAUUCCCCUUCAAUUUACUAAUGGAUCUGUGAUACACCCUAAGAUAGCCUUUGGAUGUGGAUAUGAUCAAAAGUAUUCUGGUCAUACAUCCCCACCUUCUACAACGGGAGUCCUUGGCCUUGGCAAUGGAAAAACAAGUAUUUUGUCCCAGCUUCACUCUCUAGGUCAUAUUCGCAAUGUAGUAGGUCAUUGCUUAAGUGGUCGAGGAGGAGGGUUUUUAUUCUUUGGAGACGAUCUCAUUCCCUCAUCAGGAAUUGUUUGGACACCCAUGUUACCUAGUUCUUCAGAAAAACACUACAUUUUGGGACCAGCAGAAGUGCUUUUCAAUGGAAAGCCUACUACUGUUAAGGGUCUUGAACUUAUUUUUGAUAGUGGAAGCUCUUACACAUACUUCAAUUCCAAAGCUUACCGCGCUAUUCUUGAUCUGGUAACUAAUGAUAUAAAGGGAAAACAAUUGACAAGAGCAACUGAGGAUCCAUCCCUUCCAAUUUGCUGGAAGGGUUCAAAGUCUUUCAAAUCUGUAAGUGACGCCAAAAGCUAUUUCAAGCCCUUAGCAUUGAGAUUCAAAAAAGUGAAGAAUUUGCAGAUGCUAAUACCGCCAGAAGGCUAUCUCAUUGUCACUAAACAUGGAAAUGUUUGCUUCGGGAUUCUGGAUGGUACUGAAGUAGGACUAGGAAAUCUUAACAUAAUAGGAGACAUCUCUUUACAAGAUAAAAUGGUAAUUUACGACAACGAGAGACAGCAGAUUGGAUGGAUUUCUUCCAAUUGUGAUAGGAUUCCAGACAUCGACCGUGACUUUGAAGGUGAUGCUUUUCAACAGCCGCAUGCAGCCAAUUUGGGUAUCUUUGACAACCGAUGCCCUGCAGAUUCUGAAUUAUAAGACAGAUAGUCAAUAAGUUGCUUGUCAGAGGAUGUUGAGAUAAUUUGGACAACAUAUAUACAUAGAAUUUUUUGUCAACUUAAUACAAUGUAAAUGCUUCAUAAGCUACAGUUAACGAUUUUGUAAAUGAUAUUCCAAACCAUAUUUGUAUGGAUUGAUACCAACUUCGAAAUUCCGGUGUAAAACUUACCGCAGUUGAUAUGCAAGUUGCAAAAUGACUUUUAUCAGUCA